AAUAAACAACACGCGUGUUCCAAAAAUUGGAGUGGCCCAUCUUCUGCUAUUGAAAGCGAUAUUAUAGUUGACGGCUUCCUCAAUAGCAUGGAUAGGUAUGGAGUGAAGUUCUCAAAAAUGAUUGGUGACGGAGACAGCAACGUCCAUAAAAAAAAUUCUAGAUUCUCUUCCAUACGGCAAUUUUAUGGUCGAGAAAAUCGAAUGCAAAAACCAUCUCAUUCGAAAUGUUUGCAGUAAACUUACUGAACUAUCGAAAAGCACGAAAAAUGGUUUCAAAAUCAAAUUUAGGAAACUUUUAAGCGCAAACUUAUUUAGAAUGCAACAAGCGAUAUGGUCUGCGUCAAAUCACCAAAGGAAAUCGGAAAUUUCUGAAAUUCGGAAAAUGAAAGAAUUGAGAACUGAUCUCAUCAACAUUCCCUACCAUAUUUUUGGAAAGCAUGACAAAUGCAAUGAAUACUUUUGCAAACCAGAGAAGGUGCUUACAAGUAGAGAGAAUAAUAAUAUAGACAUAAGCGAAAGAGAAGGAAAGAAAAAGAAAUUAGAAGUGGGGGGAAAACACUCAAAACAUCGUUGAAGAAAUGAAGCAGGAUGGGAUUUUUUUUCGCAUCACUGAAAUUUUCGAUAAUUUAUCUUCCCAUGCUAAGAGUCUGCUAUACAACGCCACCAGCAACUUAGCAGAGUCACUGAAUUCUGUAAUCGCGAAAAAUACCGGUGGGAAAAGAAUUAAUUAUAGUUUGAGAAAUUCUUAUUCCAUGCGGUGUAACGCAGCAGUUUCCUCCUUCAAUUCAAUCAGAAAAUAUGAAGCCCUGUAUAGAACGUCCUUUAAAUGCAGUCCUAAUAAAUUUUGUAAGAAAUUGGACUGUAAGGCGGAAAAGAGGAGAUGUUCCAGGAAAAUAAGACAGGGAGAAAUUAGGGCCAAAAAACGCAAGUUAGAUCUAAAUAAAGAUAAAGACACCAGCUAUGACCCCUUUGCUUCCAAACCUGAUAUAAUCCAAGAAGAGUUUGAGGCCAAAAAAUCCAGAAUUAUAGACUCCCUACAAUUGAGUGAUAGGGAAAGAGAAGACCUACAGAAAAAUACCAUCAAACAGGCAGAUUCACCAUUAUGGAUAGCGGCUAGGAAGAAAAUACUAACGGCUUCUCAUUUUGGUGAAGUGUGUCGCAGGAAAAAUACACUAGUUAAAAAAAUCCUUUAUGCAGAUUUUUAUAGUGAGCCUGUGAUUAUGGGGGGGGGGAAUGGAGAACGAGGCAAAGAAAGACGUAGAAAGAAAAUUAAAUUUAAAGAUACAAAACUGCGGAUUAUUUAUAGAUGACACUAAUUCCUAUUUGGGAGCGACUCCCGACGGCUUAAUCGAUAACGACCAAAUAGUGGAGAUUAAAUGCCCAUUUUCAUGUAGAGAUAUGCCACCAGAAGAUUUCAUCAAGAACAGAAAAACAACUUUUUGGAACCUAA
Parasteatoda tepidariorum (common house spider) is the source of this 1450-nucleotide messenger RNA. The record is from RefSeq and is a predicted model, not a curated record. Lineage: Eukaryota; Metazoa; Arthropoda; Arachnida; Araneae; Theridiidae.